Molecule: messenger RNA, 1338 nt
Organism: Cordyceps fumosorosea ARSEF 2679
Lineage: Eukaryota; Fungi; Ascomycota; Sordariomycetes; Hypocreales; Cordycipitaceae
Product: Regulator of G protein signaling superfamily
Exons: 2
Coding region: 1-1338 (445 amino acids)
Source: RefSeq, a predicted model, not a curated record
AUGGGCGUUCCUCUUACAUACACCCGACCCAAGCAUGUCGAUGCUCAGAGUCUUGCCAGUCACGCGUCUGCCGCCGACUCAAAGACGGGCGACUCGGUGCACUCUGGCGGCUCGGUCAAUGGAAUUCCCGAGUCUCUUGGAUUCGAUAACAUCAUCAACGGCGGAACCUGCCCGCCCGUGACUGUUCGCGACUUUAUGAACUAUCUCAUCUACAUUGAGCACUCGGCCGAAAACCUGCAGUUUUUCCUCUGGUAUAAAGACUACAUCAAGCGUUUCGGCGGCGCCGACACCACCGACUUGUGCCUGUCCCCAGAGUGGACGCAGUCCAUGGAGGACGAGGUCGUCGCGCGCCUCCGCCGGGAUAACGCCGACAAGAUGCGUCCAGACAAUACUGUAGCCGCCGAGCUGUUCAAGGGCACGGACUUUGAGAAGCACAGGCGUGAGGCUGGCGGCCACAAUCCAUUCACGACGCCCCCACGCGGCUCCCACGACACCCCCGACCAGGCGUCCCUCUACGCGGCCUCGCACGCGCCAUCCUCCACCACCGUGACAUACCGCUCGCAGGCUUCGGAGGCGUUCAACGCAGCCGGUGCCAAGCAGCCAUUUUCCAUCCAGCCCUUCCGCGAGGAGAUUAACCGGGUCAUCGCCACGUACAUCAUGGAUGGCUCACCGCGCCAGCUCAACCUCGCCUCCUGGGAGCAAAAGGCUGCUGUGCAGGCCCUUGCGCACACCACACACCCAUCGGCGCUGCGUCUCAUCGCCGCCUCGGUCGAGACGACGCUCCGCCGCCAGGCGCACCCCAACUUUGUACGCUGGUCCAUCUGCAACGGCAACCCGGCGCGUGUGCUCUUUGCGCGCUGCCUCGGCGUCGGGACUGCCCUUCUCGGCGUCGUCGCUGGCGUGGUACUUUGCCUGAGUGGUGCCGGGCGGGCCUGGCGCGCUCUGACCGCAGUCGCCUUUGUCGUUGGCAUUAGUACCCUCGUUGCCGCCUCCAAGGGUAUGUGCGUUGUGCUGCACGGCAUGCACCACCGCCACGUGCGGCCGUGGGAGCUCUUCACCCAGGACACAGAAAAGGACGGUGCUGCAAGCGUGGGCAUCUCCAAAGGGAGCCUUGAGUCGUUUGACUCGUGUAAUAGCUACGAGGACGAGCCCUGGGUCGUCAAGUAUGAGAAGCGCAACGUCGUUCGCAAGAUCUUUGACCGUGAAGUCUGGAUCCAAGAGCCGGCGCUUCGCCAGAUCCAAGAUAUCAUAUUUAUCCAGUCCGUCCUCGCGUCGCUGCUGUUUGGCGGCGUCUUGACGGGGAUCUUUGUCGCUGUUCCCGCCGGCCAUCUCUUCUAA